AUGCGCGCGAGUCUCUUGCGCGCGACGACAGUUGUUCUCCUGUUAUAUGCAUCGACCGUGGCGAACGCGGCGUCGCUUAAUGCUUUCGGUCAGGACGGUUUGUUUGAGUUCGACACCGUGACGGUUGCCAUCCCAUCCGCGUCGGCUCGCGAGGGAGGGGAAAUCGUCGUCACGCAUCCCACGGGCGUGAUGGAUGAACCCGCGCCGCUCGUGCUCUUCAUGUUUCCAAUACACGGUUUUCCGUUCUCGACAUGGCGAACGCUCAUGGCGAACGUCAUUCGCGCGCUUGCGUCCAACGGCUUUGCCGUCGCGACGCCGGCGAGUAUCGACCCGAACGGGAAUCGCCCGAUCCAAGGAGGCAUGUUCCCAGGAACCACUUCGACGGUGAGCGGCAUCGAUCUUCGCGAGAUGGCGACGCGCUAUCUGAAUUUUUUCACGCACGCGAGCAGGUACUUGGUCGACCUCGCGCAGUCGGAUCCGAGCUUCGCGUUGCACGGCAAGCUCGAUACGUCUCGCAUCGGCACGAUGGGCUUCAGCGUCGGCGGCGCUCUAUCGCAAUACCUCGCUCAGCGGCUAGAUGCGGAGCUCCCCGGAAGAGUGGUAGCAGAAGUCGCGCUCGCGCCUACCAUCGGCACGGAAGUUCCCUUCACAGGCGUCGACGACAUCGGCGCCGAAUUGUUUCGCGAGUUCGCGAGCUCGAUGACGGUCCCAACCGUCUUUGUCGCCGGAGAAAACGAUGGAAUGGGUGGUCUGCGAGAUUCGGCGAUUUACUACGACCAAUCGCGCGCACCGAGAGUGCGUGUGACUGCUGGUAAUGGCGCCACGCAUUGUCACGCCAUCGUGCCGAUGAGCGAAUGCGAUCUCGUUCAAGGCACCAGAGGUUUACAGAGCUUGGACUCCAUCAUCGCGCACGCGAUGAUGACGCUGUAUCUUCGGCCAGACACGCCACGUUGGCGCGACGAACGUGAGUUAGCGACGGAAAUCAUAUGGCGUGAUGGUCUCGAGGCGCUUCACGCGCAAAUGGUGACGCCGCUCGCGCCGCCGAACCGCGCGUGGGAGAUUAGAAAAGUCGAACGCGAUCCCGAGUUGUCUUUGACGAUGAACGCGUAUUCGGUCGCCGCACCGCUCGCGCCGCAAUCGGUCGAGCUCAUCGCUGUGGUGCGUUCAUCGUCGCGCGCCGACGAAUGCGACGAAGUGCAGGUGACGGUGGAGAACGUUCCAGUCGGCAUCGAGGCGACGGUGACGCGAUUAUCGCCGACAGAGUUUGGAGUCGACGUGCGAUGGACGACGGUGCCACAGCGCGCGCGCGGCGCACAAACGCGACAGUUUCUCGGAAACUUGCUCAACGCGAGAUCAAACAGGCGUCCAGUCCAGGUGUCGAGCGAGUUCGGACCUCGCGUCGGCUUCGCCGCGCCCUCGCAGAGCGUGUUGACGAUUCAGGCGAAACACGCGUGCGUGCGAUCCGGCUUCGCCUUCGCGGACGUCUUCGUGAACCAGCCGUACGCGUAUUGA
This is a messenger RNA of Ostreococcus lucimarinus CCE9901, 1512 nucleotides long. RefSeq lists its product with no specific name. The transcript has a single exon. The record is from RefSeq and is a predicted model, not a curated record. Lineage: Eukaryota; Viridiplantae; Chlorophyta; Mamiellophyceae; Mamiellales; Bathycoccaceae. The coding region runs from base 1 to 1512 and encodes 503 amino acids.